Messenger RNA from Zasmidium cellare ATCC 36951, 762 nucleotides. RefSeq lists its product as uncharacterized. Bases 1 to 762 code for a protein of 253 amino acids. The record is from RefSeq and is a predicted model, not a curated record. The transcript has a single exon. NCBI's taxonomy places the organism in Eukaryota, Fungi, Ascomycota, Dothideomycetes, Mycosphaerellales, Mycosphaerellaceae.
AUGACCAUACAAUCUAUUCGACGGUCAAAACGACUGAAGCGACAAGCACGAAGUCCUACCACAGACUCCCCCAAUGGUCCUGCAAAUAGGCAAGCUUCCUUACUGGGCUUGUCUCCAGAGCUUCGCCUUCAGAUCUACCAGGACAUCGUUGUCGAUGAGCGACCCUUCAUGAUUGGCAGGUACCAGGAGGACACAAAGAACAAGACUCGAGGAGGACCGCGUGACUUCUACCUUGGAAAGCAUACAGUUCGUCGAGAUGACAGACCGCAUCCGCCCAUUACCAGAGUGUGUAGGCUGUUGCGAGAAGAGGCCCUUCCGCUGUAUUAUCAAGAGAAUCACUUCUGGCUCAUCCACAACGAGUUUCGGAAUGAAGACGACCAUGGAGGCAGGCAGUCAAGGUGCUUUGAUGCCUGGCUUGCUCAGACUCCGAGUAGGAUGUUCAACAUCAUGCGGCAUGUUUCAUUGUGCGGGUAUGCUGCCUGGCCCAACCGGAUCAUGAUCACAGUGGAUCUGAAGAGCAGGAAGGCAGUGGCAGUGAAGGAGUAUUCAACGUACGGAGAUCAGCUGCCACUUCACAGAGAUGAGGUCCGGAGUGUCGAGGAGACUUUGGAGAGAAGUUCACGGAAAGACGGGCUUGCUGCCUUGAAGGCUCUCUUAGUCGAGUAUGACUGGAUGUUCGAUUUGCAUACACAGCAUAUCUCCGCACCGCCUGGAAUGAGUAGGCUGCGAAAACCAAUGGAAGGGCCAGAGUAUGACUGGUAG